ACAUGAAAACAUAGAGCAGCUUCAAUGUUUAAAAGUGGACAACACAAUUUCAUGGCCAUCGAAAGAACUUGAACUAAGAAUGGAUGGGAUACCACGGAAAUCACGAAAGAGAAAAAGUGAUUCAGUGAAGAUGAAGCGUGACGCUAAUCGGCAAAAGAAACGAAUGAAAAUGAAAAGCAAAGAAAUAAAAACAUGCAGUUGUGUAGCCAAAUGUUAUGAAAAGAUAGAUCAAGAGUUACAAAUACGCCUCAGGGAAUAUCAUUAUGAACUAUCAGAGAAUACAGCAGCCGGCGAUAACUUCUUAUCGAAAUAUAUAAAUAGAAGAACAAAGAAGUUGCAUAGAAUAGCAGCUGGUGACAAGCGGAAGUUCACCUUGAUAUAUAAACUCCCAACAACAUCUGAACUUCCAACAACAUCGGAAGAUAACACAGCUGUGGUGUGUAAGGUGAUGUUCUUAGAAACAUUCGGCAUCACUGCCAAAAAAUCAAGAAUCAUAGUUUUUAAAAAAUAUGAUAGAAACAGUUCUCUUUCCCACGGAUUGGUUGGGAAACCCUCCAAUCGCGGGACGGUUCCUGCAGUAUUGAGAGCGGCAAUUGAAGAUCACCUGAAUACCUUGCCAACUGUACCUUCACAUUACCGAAGAAUGUACUCUCAUAAGAGGUAUUUCGAGGCAUCGCUAACGCUAGCCAAGCUGUUUAAACUGUUUAAAGAAAAGCAUCCUGGCGUGAAAAUAGGUCUAACUAGCUACAGUAACAUACUUAAUUCAUUGAACAUUGGUUUUUAUAAACCUAAGAAUGAUCAAUGCGACCAGUGUACUUCCUACAAGAAUAGCUCGAAAGAAGAAAUUGAUCUACUACUGUACAUCGAACACAUUGAGAGGAAAGACAUGUGUAGAAAUUGUAAGGAUGCUGACAAAAUCAAGGCAAAGGCAUGCGACAAUUUCGGAGCCUACACCAUCGAUAUGGAAGCUGUAAAUUCGUGUCCAAAGGCCGCGUCAGGUGAGUUUUACUAUAUCACCAAGCUUGCUUGUUAUAACUUAUCAUGUUAUAACCUUGGGACUGAUGAGAAGACUUGCUUCAUGUGGGAUCAGACACAAGCAAACCGUGGUCCAGAUGAAAUCGGAUCGUGUCUCCUAUACAUUCUGAGAAAUCUGCCUGAGAACAUUACGGAUGUCGUCAUUUGGGCAGAUUCAUGCGGUGGUCAAAACCGCAAUAAGGAAAAUGCAGCAGCAAUACUGCACUUCCUUAAUGUGGAAGUAUCCAACACAGCGCUCCAUGUGAAGACUGUGCACCUGAAGUACUUUGAACGUGGACAUAACGAAUCUGAAGUUGAUACCAUACAUCACAUGAUAGAAGCAAGUAAGAAGAACCAAGAAAUAUAUUUACCGGACCGGUAUAAGGAGAUAGCAAGAUCUGCCAGCACAAAAAACCCUAUAAAGGUUUUUUCACUGGCAUCAUAUGAGUAUCCAGUAUAUGACGUCCACGCCCUUUGCAAGUCCACCAUCAUUAACCGCAAUCGAUACCGGUUUAUUGAUCAUGAGGGCAAACCGAAGGUUAACGAAGCGUCAUGGCUAAGUGCAAAGCGGCUCUCGUUUGCAAAAGGCAGUCGGGCAAUGACUAUCAGCACAUUACCCGACCCGGAGAGAACAGAUGAUGAUAAAGUCAUUCUCACCGACAGAAAGGUAUACGUAAGCAGCCGUGCUUCAGUAAGAUCGGAGGUGGUGGAUAAACCUCAACUCACAAUCCUCUGCGACGAUUCGACAGAGAUACCUGUUUCCGAGAGGGUUAUGCUUGGUCUUAUUGAUCUAUGUGAGAAGAGGCUGAUACCACAGGGGUAUCAUGCAUUCUACAAGAGUAUCACUACUAUAGAAAGUGACAAGAGCGAUACUGACUAAAACACAUUCCAUAUUUCUACAUUUGCAGCAUUUUUAUUUUACUAUUUUCAAUUUCAUGGGACAAUUAUUUUAUGCAAUAUUCAUCUUAGGAUGAAUGUAGACACAAAUUACACUUAUUGAAAUAUUAUACACCUUUUAAAUUAUUGGAAUAUUAAUACAAUUUAAUUCUAUUCAUCUAUUUAUACUAAUAA
Molecule: messenger RNA, 2085 nt
Organism: Bolinopsis microptera
Lineage: Eukaryota; Metazoa; Ctenophora; Tentaculata; Lobata; Bolinopsidae
Exons: 2
Coding region: 80-1894 (604 amino acids)
Source: RefSeq, a predicted model, not a curated record